This is a messenger RNA of Ceratosolen solmsi marchali, 1837 nucleotides long. It is a transcript of the gene Tre1, whose product is annotated as Trapped in endoderm 1. Lineage: Eukaryota; Metazoa; Arthropoda; Insecta; Hymenoptera; Agaonidae. Gene Ontology annotation, molecular function: G protein-coupled receptor activity. The record is from RefSeq and is a predicted model, not a curated record. Gene Ontology annotation, cellular component: membrane. Bases 569 to 1609 code for a protein of 346 amino acids. Gene Ontology annotation, biological process: G protein-coupled receptor signaling pathway. The transcript has 4 exons.
UUGUUAAUAUUGUAUGUUGGACUCCGUUAGCAGCGCCCAAUCAAUUGUCUUAGUUGCCCAAUGAUUCAGAAGAAGUCCCAUCGCCCAAACAUGCCGUUUGUUCGAUGAUAGAUAGACGGAUUGUUAAACGAAGUGGGGAGGCGGGGUUACAUCUCAGUAGGGUGUCCCACCCUCGACGCUAUUAAUAUAGACGGCGCGAGGCUCGAAUGGACGCCGCGAUACUCCGAUCCGUCAGUCUAUGCGUGCGUGCCGUCGGUGCCACACCGGGAGACCACUGCUCUCUUCGCGGUGAUGUGCGAGGACAAACACGACCUUGGCCAGUAUCUGAGCCUAAGGUGGGACUGAGGUGAGAUCGGCGCGAGUGGCACCGUCCAACGCGACCGUUGCUACAGUCAUGGUUCUCGUUCUUUUUGUGACUGGUUUUAUUGUGCUCGAAUCUAUUUUUCUCAAUUAAUCGAUAAGCAUCGUUGUUUUUUCGUUCAGCACAAGUAAAAUGUCGUUAAGGUGAUAGACGUCCGCAGGACCUCAAUUGACAAGAUCUUGGGGGAAAAUUACGAGAGCUACAAGGAUGAAUACCCGUAUGGAGAAUGACACAGUGUUAAGGAUAGUGCACCAGGUGGCAGAGCAGCCAAUACAAUUCCCUCGGCCGGUAACCAUCUUCGCUGCCAUCUGCGCUAUACUCUUCAGCAUCAUCGGGGUUCUUGGCAACUUGGUGACGAUAAUCGCCCUGCUACGAUACGCGCGUCUCCGUCGACAUGCGACGACGGCCUUUGUCAUAAGUCUGAGCAUUUCGGACCUGAUAUUCGCGACUGUGAACCUGCCGCUGACGGCGAGUCGCUAUCUCAAUGAGGCCUGGCUCCUGGGCGAGACUCUCUGCCAGCUAUUCCCGUUCUUCUUCUACGGCAACGUCGCCGUCUCGCUACUCAGUAUGGUAGCCAUCACUAUCAACAGGUACGUGCUAAUUUCCAGGGCAGAGAUCUACUCUCAGAUCUAUACGGCCCGUGGCAUCGCUUUGAUGUUGAUUGCGAUCUGGACGUUAAGCUUCUCCCUCUUGCUGCCGCCGCUGUUAGGUAUCUGGGGUAGCCUGGGCCUAGACCCAGCGACCUUCUCGUGCACAAUCUUGAAGAAAAAUGGCCACAGCCCCAAGAAACUGUUAUUCGUAGUUGGCUUCCUAGUGCCGUGCCUCGUCAUAAUUGUCUCCUACUUGUGCAUAUAUUGGCGUGUGCGCAGUAGCCGAAAAAAGCUUGAAGCCCAUGGCGGGAUGCGCAGAAAACGUAGUGGCUUCCAAAGACGCGAGGAUUCGCGCGUUACUCGCUUGAUGCUCACAAUCUUCUUAUGCUUUCUUCUUUGCUUCCUGCCGUUGAUGUUGGCCAAUGUGAUUGACGACAAGGUCCAGAUGCCAGUGCUUCAUGUAGUUGCAUCCAUGCUCGCCUGGGCUUCGUCCGUCGUCAAUCCCUUCAUUUAUGCCGGCACCAACAAACUAUAUAGAGAGGCUUAUAGACAACUACUUUGCCCGAGGAGAAUGAAGGCGAAGACUGGAACCCAGAAAAUUAUUGGUCCCAGGGCUAUUCAUUCCCACUCUAGUAAAAUUUCUUCUCAACCAACCUGAAGCUACUUUUCUCUAUAUGCUUCUUGUAAAAAACUUUUUUCGUCAAAGGAUGGUAAUGAAUUGAUAUGACGAAGAUCCGUUAAACGAAUCGUCACAUUCCGACAUUCCAGAGGAGGCUUCCAUUUUUUAUAAAUUCCAUUGAAUUGAAUGCAAUUUGCUGCGCAAUUUAAACGAAGAAUUUAAAUAUUUAUAUAUGUUUGACGCGAACUAAUUGCGCAAUAAUCUAAU